AUGGAUCCAACAUCUGAACAAAUGAUACAUCAUUUACGACGUGCUAACGAAGUUGCAAAACGAGCAGUACAAUUUGGUCAUCAUCCAUUUGGUUGUAUUCUUGUUGCACCUGAUAAUGAAACUAUAUUAAUGGAACAAGGUAAUGUAGAUACGGUGAAUCAUGCUGAAUCUACGCUUGUUCGAACAGCUUGUACAAAUUUUUCUUCUGAAUAUCUUUGGAGAUGUACACUGUAUACAACAUUCGAACCUUGUGUGAUGUGUACUGGUACAAUAUAUUGGGCUAAUAUUGGACAUGUAGUUUUUGGUGCAACAGAAAAGCGUCUACUUGAACUUACUGGUAAUAAUGAAAAGAAUCUAACACUUGAUAUUCCUUGUCGUUAUGUAUUUGAACAUGGACAAAAGAAUGUUAAAGUAUAUGGACCGUUUCAUGAACUUGAAGAAGAACUUGUCGAACCUCAUAAACAAUUUUGGAAAUAA
Messenger RNA from Adineta steineri, 477 nucleotides. Lineage: Eukaryota; Metazoa; Rotifera; Eurotatoria; Adinetida; Adinetidae. The record is from the annotation of a GenBank genome assembly.